AUGCCGACAUUCCAGUUCUCGGAAAGUUCUACCCCACCACAGCCUUUGUUUCCUCAGAGAAAACAGCUGCUAAAUCACGUUGUCGAUGGUUUGGCUCAAGUAAGGCCAGAAUCUAUCUGGGCAAAGAUACCAAGAGACCCUCUUAGCUAUGACGCUGGAUACCGCAACAUUAACUACAAGAUGCUGGCAAAUGCUAUCAAUGGAACGGCAUGGUGGAUCAAGAAUGAACUCGGAGAAUCAAAAAGUUUUGAAACGCUUGCAUACUUUGGUCCCUGGGAUCCGCGAUAUAUAAUCAUCCUUCUAGCUUCCAUCAAAGCGGGAUACAAGAUGAUCUUUCCAUCUCCUAGCUAUCCGGUGGUCGGACUCACAAAGCUGCUGGAUCAAUUGGAUUGUAAGACAGUACUAACCUCCUCCCACAACAAAUAUGAUAUCGUAUCCAAGCUAUACACUGAGAGUGGCAGAGAUUUUCAUGAAAUUCCGAGCCUCUCUAAGCUUCUUGACGAAGAAUACGAACAUUAUGCACUCAACAAAACAUUUCAAUCCGCCAAAUCAGAGCCCCUAAUUGUCGUUCAUACAUCGGGAACUACUGGUAUGCCAAAACCUUUAAUCUACACUCAUGAUUGGGCAGCGAGCUGGAUUGAGCAGAACCAAUUGCCUGCACCUGGGGGACACACAAGCUUGGAACAUAUUAUCCAUGGAAUUGAACUUUGUUCUGUUGCGCCUGCAAACCAUGCCAGCAGUUUGUUGCCCAAUCUUUUCGGCGCUAUUCCGAACCAAAUAAGGGUCCUUUUUCCUGUCCCAGAUUCACCGGUUACUUGGGCUACGGCUCGAGAAAUGAUCCGACAUAACUCUCCGGAUCUUCUUCUCGCGGCAGCGCAUGUCCUGGAUGGCGUUGCCUCCGAUAUCAAACACAUUGAGGAAAUCUCUGGAAAAGUAUCGAUGAUAUCUUUCGGCGGAGGACCACUCUCUAAGCCUACUGGCGAUAUACUCACCAAGCACUUUCGUGUAUUUGGCAUGUAUGGGACUAGUGAGAUUGGAACCAUCCACAAAAUCAUUCCUAGUGGUCGUUGGGAUACGAGAAGCUGGAACAGCUGGAAGCCUCAUCCAAAAGAGAACAUGCAGUUUCGGCAACUGCAUGAUGACGUCUAUGAAGCAGUCAUAGUUCGAAAUAACAGCCUCGAGGAAGAGCAAUCGGUGUUUAAGAUUUUCCCUGCAUUGCAGGAAUAUCCCACUAAAGAUAUGUUCAGUCCAGAUCCUCAUCGAGAAGGCUUCUGGGCCUACCAGGGCAGAGUCGAUGACCUUAUCAAACUCAGCAAUGGAGGUACUGUAAACCCUUCCAGAUAUGAGGAGAUGAUCGCUAGUGCAUCGUUUGUAAAGUCGGCGGUGAUGUGCGGUACAGGUAAGCCAAAGCCUGCCUUACUAGUUGAGUUGUUGGAACCAUUAUCAGAUGGCUCCAGCGUUCUAGAAGAUUUGUACUCAUUGGUGGACGCUUGUAACGAUGAAUUUCCACCCCAGACAUCAGUUGCAAAAUCGAAUAUCAUCAUAACGUCCCCCAAAAAACCGCUUCCAAGAGCAGCUAAAGGGAGUAUUCAGCGUGCGCCGGCUUUGCAGUUGUAUGGAGUAGAGAUUGAUGGACUCUAUAAAUAG
Messenger RNA from Sclerotinia sclerotiorum 1980 UF-70, 1647 nucleotides. RefSeq lists its product as hypothetical. The record is from RefSeq and is a predicted model, not a curated record. The transcript is spliced from 3 exons. NCBI's taxonomy places the organism in Eukaryota, Fungi, Ascomycota, Leotiomycetes, Helotiales, Sclerotiniaceae. The coding region runs from base 1 to 1647 and encodes 548 amino acids.